CCGGCCCCCCCUCUGCCCCACCCCAUUCCAGCUCCCACAGUCUGAGUCCAGCUGAAUGAAAACAACAGUCGGUGGAGCAGCUCGAACCCCAGCAGCAGCAGCGUCUUCUCCUCGCCUCAGAGCUCUGAACAAGGAUCUACCGAGGCAGCAUGGCCGCUCUGACAGCUCUGCUCUCUCUGGGAAUGUGUUUGUGCGCCGGGAGCAUCACCACUGCAGAGCGGAGAAGCUACGCUGGAUUUCUCUGGACUUUAAAACCGUCCUCACCUGGACCACCCAACCAUCCGAGCACACGUACACCGUCCUGUUCGCUCCGGACGACGGCGACUGGACAGAGAGUCACGACUGUAUCGAAAUAACGGACACUGAGUGCGACCUGACGCACGACCUCCAGCCGUUAAACCGAGCCUACUCAGCUGACAUUCAAACCAACACUGGCGGAUUUGCUUACGAUGAGGACGAGCAGGCUCAUACCUACUCCUCCCUCUUCAACCCCUAUCGAGAGAGUAACAUCAGCGCGGUGAGGUUCGCUGUGAGGCCCGUGAACGAGUCGACGGUCACCAUCAACAUCACGGACACCCUGACCGCCAUCCACGAGGGGACGAAGCAGCUGACCAUCAGAGACGUCCUCCGCUCGGACCUCAAGUACAAGAUCACCUACUACAAGGCUGGAAGCACAGGGAAGAGAGAAGUCAUAUCUGCCUCCAGCGUGGCCGAGGUGUCCAAGCUGGACGCGGGAGAGGAGUACUGCUUCAUCGUGGCAGCUUUCGUCCCGUCCAGACCCAAAGAGGCUCAGCAUGGGGGCUGGAGCUCGCAGCAGUGCACACAGGUCCAGGGCACCGCUCAGGGGCUGAGUCUGGGAGCGCUGGUCGGCGUCAUCUUCAUCGUGAUCACUGUGCUCAUCAUCAGCAUCGUCGUGGCCGUGCUCUGCUGCAACUGCUGCCGGCAGAGGAACAAGAGCUUCCAGACGGCCCAGACGACAGUCCAGAUCCCCAUUUAGUCUGUGUGUGUGUGUGUGUGUCUGUGUGUGUGUGUGUGUGUGUGUGUGUGUGUGUGUGUGUGUCUACCAUGUCUGUUUCCACUCUGCACUGCACGAUCAUCAUCUUAUCCAAAUGUGGAAAAAAUGAGUCUUUUUGUGAAGAAAUGCACUCCAGAGCCCGGAGAGAAAAAAGUCCCUUUUUUAAAGAUUUCAUUGGUGUAAAAAUGGAAACAGGUGCUGGCUCUGGACUUUGUGGGAAUAGACGGGGAAUAAAAGUGAACUGUA
Salarias fasciatus (jewelled blenny) is the source of this 1261-nucleotide messenger RNA. RefSeq names its product tissue factor-like. Gene Ontology annotation, molecular function: protein binding; cytokine receptor activity. Gene Ontology annotation, biological process: cytokine-mediated signaling pathway; blood coagulation. Gene Ontology annotation, cellular component: plasma membrane. The record is from RefSeq and is a predicted model, not a curated record. Lineage: Eukaryota; Metazoa; Chordata; Actinopteri; Blenniiformes; Blenniidae. The coding region runs from base 56 to 997 and encodes 313 amino acids. The transcript has 7 exons.